Acaulospora morrowiae is the source of this 267-nucleotide messenger RNA. The record is from the annotation of a GenBank genome assembly. Lineage: Eukaryota; Fungi; Glomeromycota; Glomeromycetes; Diversisporales; Acaulosporaceae.
UCCUCUCAAAGAUUUGAUUCGAUAGCGCAAGCCGUGACGAGCAUGAUGGAAAUUGUAAAGCUUCAUUGUAACAAAUAUCAAACAAUAAACUUUCUCAUCGUCAAUAGAGACAAUCGGGAAGCAUUAGGAUGCAGAGUGAACCCCUUCGUGAAGAGUUUGAAAUCACCUUGCAGUAAAACGCCCUUUUCCACUAGUCAGCAUCAAGAAGUCGACCUAACCGCAUCCUUUACCAUAGUUCUCCUGAUACGGCGUGCAUUUAUCAAUUAA